This is a messenger RNA of Cajanus cajan (pigeon pea), 1005 nucleotides long. The record is from RefSeq and is a predicted model, not a curated record. Lineage: Eukaryota; Viridiplantae; Streptophyta; Magnoliopsida; Fabales; Fabaceae.
AUGUAUGAAGGUUCUCAAGGUGUAACAUUUGAUGGACCAAGAAAAGGAAUGUAUAUUAAACGAGGUAUAACUUUGGAUAUAUUAAAGAGAAGGAUUCACAACAAAUUUGGUCUUAAGUCAAAUCAAGUGAUAUUAUCUGUAAGUUACAGAUUUUUAGUUUCACAAGAUGAUAACAACAUAUAUUCUUCAUUGGAAUUGAGUGACAAUGAUGAUGUACAAUGCAUGAUAGAAACAUUCCAGAGCCAGAAUGUGAUGCCAAUAACGAAAUUAUAUGCUGAAAUAGGUAUGCAAGAAUCUUCAACUUUUUCAUUAGAAAAUUUGUCAAUUGAACGAUCACCUUUGAUCACAAGAGACGAAGAUGAAGAUGACGAAGCAGAUGAAGACUAUCAUGUUUCAUUAUCAUAUGAAAGCAUUGAUGAAUCCAAUGAAGAUGAAAUUGAUGAUUGUGAACCAUCUGAUAAUGAGGUGGAGCCGGAUGUUAUUGUUAAUAGUCCAAUGGUUGAACCAAUUUUAAUUUAUCCAUCUAUUGAAGAUGAAGAAGAUAUCCCAGGGAUGGAUCUGCGUAAUACUUGGUCAAUUGGUCAAGAUUUAUAUGUGGGGUUGGAGUUUGAGAAUAAAGAUGCGAUUAAAAAUGUAGUAAAGCAAAAUGCAAUGAGAAUGCAUCAAAGUUUUUAUGUGGUUGAGUCAAAAGAGACCAAGUGGGUUGUUAGAUGUCCAAAUGCACAUGAUGGAUGUGGAUGGUACAUCAGAGCCAUUGAGUCAAAGAAAUCUGAUAAAUGGAAAGUGACUCAAUGGGGUGGACGUCGUACGUGUUUGAACAUGUAUUUGUCACAAGAUCAUGCUAAGUUAGAUUCUGAGUUAAUUGCAUCAUUUAUACAAGUUGAUGGCACUCAUCUAUAUGGCAAAUACCGAGGUACAUUUCUCAUUGCUACAACACAAGAUGGUAAUAACAACGUUCUUCCUCUUGCAUUUGUUGUGGUUGAAGGAGAAACAUUAUUUGCGUGA